Molecule: messenger RNA, 2139 nt
Organism: Trichechus manatus latirostris (Florida manatee)
Lineage: Eukaryota; Metazoa; Chordata; Mammalia; Sirenia; Trichechidae
Gene: LRRN2
Product: leucine rich repeat neuronal 2
Exons: 1
Coding region: 1-2139 (712 amino acids)
Cellular component (GO): extracellular matrix
Molecular function (GO): protein binding
Source: RefSeq, a predicted model, not a curated record
AUGAGGCUCCUCGUGGUGCCCCUCUUGCUAGCUUGGGUGGCUGGCGCUACUGCUGCUGUGCCUGUGGUCCCCUGGCGUGUGCCGUGCCCCCCUCAGUGUGCCUGCCAGAUCCGGCCCUGGUACACGCCCCGCUCGUCCUACCGCGAGGCCACCACCGUGGACUGCAACGACCUAUUCCUGACAACCGUGCCCCCGGCGCUGCCUGCGGGCACGCAGACCCUUCUGCUGCAGAGCAACAGCAUUGUCCGUGUGGACCAGAGUGAGCUUAGCUACCUGGCCAACCUGACCGAGCUGGACCUCUCCCAGAACAGCUUUUCAGAUGCCCGCGACUGUGAUUUCCUGGCCCUGCCCCAGCUGCUGAGCCUGCACCUAGAAGAGAAUCAGCUGACCCGGCUGGAGGACCACAGCUUUGCAGGGCUGAGCAGCCUGCAGGAACUCUAUCUCAACCACAACCAGCUCUACCGCAUCGCCCCCAGGGCCUUCGCCGGCCUCAGCAACCUCCUGCGGCUGCACCUCAACUCCAACCUGCUGAGGGCCAUCGACAGCCGCUGGUUCGAGAUGCUGCCCAACCUGGAGAUCCUCAUGAUUGGUGGCAACAAGGUGGAUGCCAUCCUGGACAUGAACUUCCGGCCCCUGGCCAGCCUGCGCAGCCUGGUGCUAGCAGGCAUGAACCUGAAGGAGAUCUCCGACUACGCCCUAGAGGGGCUGCAGAGCCUGGAGAGCCUCUCCUUCUAUGACAACCAGCUGGCCCGUGUGCCCAGGCGGGCACUGGAGCAGGUGCCCGGGCUCAAGUUCCUCGACCUGAACAAGAACCCACUGCAGCGCGUGGGGCCGGGGGACUUUGCCAACAUGCUGCACCUCAAGGAGCUGGGGCUGAACAACAUGGAGGAGCUGGUCUCCAUCGACAAGUUUGCCCUGGUUAACCUCCCCGAGCUGACCAAGCUGGACAUCACCAACAACCCCCGGCUGUCCUUUAUCCACCCCCGCGCCUUCCACCACCUGCCCCAGAUGGAGACCCUCAUGCUCAACAACAAUGCUCUUAGUGCCUUGCACCAGCAGACAGUGGAGUCCCUGCCCAACCUGCAGGAGGUGGGGCUCCACGGCAACCCCAUCCGCUGUGACUGUGUCAUCCGUUGGGCCAAUGCCACGGGCACCCGGGUCCGCUUCAUCGAGCCGCAGUCUACACUGUGUGCUGAGCCUCCAGACCUCCAGCGCCGCCCUGUCCGCGAGGUGCCCUUCCGGGAGAUGACGGACCACUGCCUGCCCCUCAUCUCCCCACGCAGCUUCCCCCCCAGCCUCCAGGUGGCCAGCGGAGAGAGCCUGGUGCUGCACUGCCGGGCGCUAGCUGAACCGGAGCCCGAGAUCUACUGGGUCACGCCAGCCGGGGUUCGACUGACAGCUGCCCGUGCAGGCAGGAGGCACCGGGUGUAUCCCGAGGGGACUCUGGAGCUGCGGAGGGUGACGGCAGAAGAGGCAGGGCUGUACACCUGUGUGGCGCAGAACCUGCUGGGGGCUGACACGAAGACGAUCAGCGUGGUUGUCGGACGCGCUCCCCUCCAGCCAGGCAGGGAUGAGGGAGGGGGGCUGGAGCUCCGGGUGCAGGAGACCCACCCCUAUCACAUCCUGCUCACCUGGGUCCCCCCACCCAACACAGUCUCCACCAACCUCACUUGGUCCAGCGCCUCUUCUCUCUGGGGCCGGGGGGCCACUGCUCUGGCACGCUUGCCCCGGGGUACCCACAGCUACAACAUCACCCGCCUCCUUCAGGCCACGGAGUACUGGGCCUGCCUGCAGGUGGCCUUUGCUGAUGGCCACACCCAGUUGGCCUGUGUGUGGACCAGGACUAAGGAGGCCACUCCUUGCCACAGAGCCGUAGGGGACCGGCCUGGGCUCCUAGCCAUCCUGGCUCUCGCAAUCCUCCUGCUGGCAGCCGGGCUGGCGGCCCACCUUGGCACCGGCCAACCAAGGCAGGGGGUGGUCGGGCGGCCCCUCCUUCCAGCCUGGGCUUUCUGGGGCUGGAGUGGCCCCUCUGUCCGGGUGGUGUCUGCACCUCUUGUCCUGCCCUGGAACCCGGGGAGGAAGCUGUCGAGAUCCUCAGAUGGGGAGACACUGUUGCCACCAUUGUCUGAAAAUUCCUGA